AUGGCUCCCGCUCGCAUCUCCUUCUUCCUGCUCGCAUGCGUAUACGGGAUGGUUGGCGCGCUGCCCCAGGUCGAUACAUCGUCGACCGUGAUUACGGUGUCUCUGCAGCCGUCCAUACCGCUCAGCGGGACUCCGCUUUCUUCGAUCCUCACUAGUGUGACCGAGACCACCCCCACGUCAGUGUUUACCUCAGCACCCGUGUCAGAAUCAACAUCCGCCACGCCCCCGCUCUCUUCGCUCCCUUUGUCAGGCACGGUCACUUCCAGCGAGGUGACGACAUCUACAUUCGCGACUCUUCCCACCGAGACCGUUCCAAGCACGACCUCUAGUGGAGUCACAGCGUCAGGGAGCAUAUCUACUGCCACCAUUCCUGCGUCGAGCUCCGCCUCGACCGUGACCACCACUUCGACUGGCACCGCAUCUUCCACCUCUACCUCCGCAAGUAGCUCAAGCGCUGCUGCGUUGGGCUUACACGCGGAGCAAUGGAAGCUGGCACUCGGCGUUGGAGCGGGCGCCAUGGCGCUCCUCCUGUGA
Laetiporus sulphureus 93-53 is the source of this 534-nucleotide messenger RNA. RefSeq lists its product as uncharacterized. The record is from RefSeq and is a predicted model, not a curated record. Bases 1 to 534 code for a protein of 177 amino acids. Lineage: Eukaryota; Fungi; Basidiomycota; Agaricomycetes; Polyporales; Laetiporaceae. The transcript is spliced from 2 exons.